Messenger RNA from Austrofundulus limnaeus, 2352 nucleotides. It is a transcript of the gene zdhhc24, whose product is annotated as zDHHC palmitoyltransferase 24. The record is from RefSeq and is a predicted model, not a curated record. The transcript is spliced from 3 exons. Bases 388 to 1263 code for a protein of 291 amino acids. Gene Ontology annotation, molecular function: palmitoyltransferase activity. Lineage: Eukaryota; Metazoa; Chordata; Actinopteri; Cyprinodontiformes; Rivulidae.
AAAGUGGCUAUACUAAAUUAGCACAAAAAAAAUGCAAGUCCAAGGAAGUGAUCUGUAUUUUUAAAGCCAUUUCAGAGGCGGAACUACAUUGUCUUGUUGCACUCCGGUUGUAUUAUCAUGCAACACUGAAUCACGGACGUGAUUUCUGAAUCGCUGCUGCUGAAUGGAAGUCUAAAUUAUUUCUUUUAGAAAGAAACAUCGUUGUAUUCAAUGUUUUAGGUACAAUAAUUUAUCCGGAGGAUGUGCGAAGUGUUAUAGUUUUCAUAAAUUGUUUUAGAGUCGCGCGGGAAGCCAACUGUUUUAUUAUUAGCAAGCUAACCAGCUAGCUGUGCGUCUGUAAAACCAUUCCUUCGUCUUUUACACUGAGGAGGUGGACGAGCUGGAGACAUGACGGGUUUCACCAGCACGUUGCUCCGCAGGGCUGAGAGGGUUUGUCAACACCUGCCCGUGUUCCUCAACACCUUCCUGGUCUUCUCCAUCACCGGGGAGGUGAGCUACCUGGUGCUGGUCGAGGCGCCUCUCGAGGCGGAGCAGAAAGCGGCAGAGUGGUCCGUCUGGUGGAAGACGGUGCACCUGUUGGCCCAGUUCUUCAUGCUGGGGAACAUCUGCUGGAACGCGCUUCUCUUUUUGAAAACCAACCCCAGCGUCAAGGGGGUGUUCUUGGGAGGAGAUGGCCUGGGGCAGGGGUGGAGAUACUGUUACACAUGCGAGACCCACACUCCCCCACGCUGCUCCCACUGCUUCGACUGCAAGGUGUGCGUGCUGCGGCGGGACCACCACUGUGUGUUUUUUGGCCAGUGCGUCGGCUACAGCAACUACCGCUACUUCCUGAGCUGCUUGUUGUUCAUGUGGUCAGGGCUCCUCUACGCCAUGGUGAUGAACGCGGAGGUCUUCAUUGUCAUACUGAAGGAGGGCGUGACGUUACACAGCAUUCUGCUGCUGCUCAUACCCUGGAUCAUGCUGGUUUCUGGCCAAGUCUCAGCGCGCGCCUUCGCUUUCGCCUUCAUCGCCGACACAUGUGUGGUGGGCUUCCUGCUGGUGUCCGCUUUCUUCUUCUUCCAUCUCUUCCUGCUGUUUCGCGGUCAGACCACAAGGGAGUGGUUCUCGUCUCGCCGGCCCUACAACCUGGGGGUCUUCGGUAACCUGCGUCACAUGCUGGGCCUUCGCUGGUACCUGUGCUGGCUCUCCCCGCUCAUCCCAUCCCCGCUGCCCGGAGACGGGAUGAACUUCGAGGUCACAGGACCGCUGGAGCCCACCAAGUAACAGCGAGAGGCUCCGAAUAGGCGGCGUGUCCUUGCUUUAGCGGUGAUGGGUAAUGGUGCCAGAAGAAGCUGUAGCGGGGAUCGGCCAGAGGUUUUUCUGUAGCUUUUUAUCCGUGCUGAGACAAAUCAGAUGUUGACCUGAAGAUAUCCUGUGCACUGAAUGAGGCUGGCCUCUGAAUAUUAUUACACAUUAAGAAACAGUUUUCAACAGAAGCACUAAAAAUGUUCCAGAACAGCACUGAUAAGAAUGUAUUAUUAUUAUUAUAUAAAACACUUGCAAGCUGACAAUGACUCUUGGGGCGGUAGGGCUGUUGGGUGCGGUGAUAAAGUCUACUUUAUCUGGGCUUUCUCAAAAUAAAUGUAAGCGAAGCUGCCUGAUUUUAAACCUCCCGUGCACUGUUCCUGAUUAGACAACAUGAUUCCUCACAUCUUCUGAACAGCUGAGUUUAUUACACCAACCUUUUCACUGGAUGUCGUGUGAAGAGCUGAAGUUGACACGGCAAUGUCUUAAAGGACAAUGAAUGAUAAAUAGUAAACACAGGUAAGAGUACACAGUAAAAUCAUGUGUUUGAGUUUGAAAAGUAAAGUAACUCUGUAACAAACAGUGUUUAAAUCAUGUCUGUUGGAACAGACUCCAUGUUUCACAGUUUGUUGGUCAUUUAAAGAUGUCCCGAUUCUUUAUAAACCACUAAUUAAACUGACAACAGUGUUGUAAUCUUUAUAACUUCUCUUGUCUGACUGUAAAGUACAAUUUUUACAAAACAACUAAUUUUUUUUAUUAUUAUUUUUAGCAGAAGCAGAAUUAUUAUCACCUGCUACAGUUCAGUUUGUAAGGUGGCCUUUGGGUGAUUCAACCUGUUCUUUACUUUAUACCAGCUGGACUUUCGUCACUUCAUUGGAUUAAAUGUUUAUAGAGAGGGGUUUUUUUUUCACUAUUUUGUCUUUAUUUGAGAUCCUUCAUGCCUUGGGUUGAAAAGAAAUUACAAUAUUUUGUUUUGACAGGUUCUUCUAUGUGUUGCUAAAUUUCUAUUUUAGCCAAACAUCUUUUUUUGAAUGUUUUAUUGUAUCGAUAAACAUGGCUGCUUUGUGU